AUCUUAAUCCGCUGUUUUUAUAUUUGUUUCCAAGUAUAUAUGUAAUAAACUAAUAAUUUUUAGGUUUACACAACAUGAGGAAGUUUAGAAGAGCUCAAGUGCAAAAUCAAGCUUCCAUCGCAAAACAUUUGGGGGCACAUAAAUUUAGAAAUUUGGAAUCUUCUAGUAGUUACGAUGAAAACGAACAAGUAUUAGAAACUACAGUCAAAAAAGUUUUAUCCAGCUAUCAAUCCGAAGGUGGUGAUGUUAAAAAAAUCUUGUCAUAUUUAACUGAAACUUUUCAAUCAGGAGGAGCUGUCUGCUUAAUAUGCAUAUCAUCUGUUAAAAAAUCUUAUGCGAUUUGGAAUUGUGCAGAAUGUUUUACUUUUAUGCACUUACCUUGCAUUCAACAUUGGGUAAGGGAUAGUUUGAGUUCUAAACAUGAGAAAGGAAUUAUAUCAUUAUGGGGAUGCCCUAAAUGCAGAAAAGAAUAUGGAGAAGAUCAAAUACCAAAAAAAUAUACAUGCUUCUGUGGAAAAACUGAAGAUCCAUCAUAUCAACCAUGGUCAAUUCCUCAUUCUUGUGGAGACAUAUGUGGCAAGUUGCUUCUACCAAAAUGUGGACACAAAUGCAUGCUUCUAUGUCACCCUGGCCCAUGUCCUCCAUGUCCAAAAAUGGUGUCAGUUACCUGUUUUUGUGCAAAACAAUCACCUUGCCCAUGGAGGUGCAAUGCAAAAGAGUGGUCCUGUGGAAUAAUUUGUAAUAAUAAAUACAAAACAUGUGAACAUGCAUGUGUUGAAAAUUGUCAUCCUGGACCUUGUCUCCCUUGUGCCGAAAAAGUGCUCACUGCCUGCAAUUGCAAGAAUAAAUCUGAAUUAAAAAAAUGUAAUGAGGCAUUUUGGCAGUGCAACAAAGUUUGUAGAAGACGUUUGUCAUGUAAUGUUCAUGUUUGUAAAGACUUCUGCCACAAUACUGGUGAUUGCAAUACUUGUCCAUUAGAACAAAAUAGAACUUGCCCUUGUGGUAAGAAAAGAUAUGCUAUAACAUGCAAACAGCAGCAAGUACCUACAUGUUGAGACACUUGUGGAAAAUUAUUGGAUUGUGGAGCUCAUUAUUGCAAUAUGAGAUGCCAUACAGAAUGCUGUGGUCCUUGCUUAGAAGUUGUAACAAAAUUGUGUCGUUGUGGUAGUUUUAGUAAAGAACUUUCAUGUACUAAGGAAUUUCACUGCAAUAAAAAAUGUUCUCAAAUGAGACUUUGUACUAGACAUCUUUGCAAUAAGAAAUGCUGUGAUUGUUUGGUCAAAAAAACUUUUAAGGCCUGUGAAAAAGUAUGUGAUAACAAUCUAAACUGGCGUAAGCAUAAAUGCUCUGCUCCUUGUCACAAUGGACCUUGUUACCCAUGUCCUUGUACUAUUGUUAUGCCAUGUCGUUGUGGUAAAAGCAAAAUUACUGUACCAUGUGGAACAAAUAAAAAAAUCAAACCUCCAAGUUGCAACAAGAUGUGUAAAAUUCCUCCGAUCUGUCAUCAUCUUAAAAGAGAGUCUCACAAGUGUCAUCAAGGAGCCUGUCCACCAUGUCGUAAAACGUGUAAAUUAAUACAUAAAAAAUGUGGUCAUGCUUGUGAAGCAAUAUGUCAUACUAAAGUUUGGACUAAAGUCAAACCUAAUGGAGUAACUAAACCUAUUGGACCAUGGGAAAAUCAUAAAGAAAAAUGGGAAUAUCAGUCCUUAUCAUGUCCUCCUUGUGAAGUCUUUAUAAUGGUCACAUGCCUUGGAGAACAUGAAACUCUGCCAUGGCCUUGCUACAAAGCUGUUUCAACUUCUUGUUUUAGAGAGUGUGGUAAAUUAUUAAUGUGUACAAAUCAUUAUUGCGAAAAACUUUGCCACAAGUUAAACUCAUUGGAUGAUGAUGAUGAGGAUAAGUGUAUGGAAUGUGAUAAACCAUGUAGUUUUCCAAGACCUAAGGGAUGUACACAUGCUUGUCCUAAAUUAUGUCAUUCUAUUCCGUGUGAACCAUGUAAGCAGCUAGUAAAAAUUGUUUGUCUCACUUCUGCCACCACUGAUAAACGCAACGAACUUCUGCAGUGUGGAAUUCAGUGUCCUCAAAAUUAUCCGUGUGGCCACCGAUGUACUGAUAAUUACCAUCCUGGAUUAUGUAAAAAAGCUCAAUUCUGCAGUAAAAAAGUUAAAAUCUUUUGCAAUUGUAAACGAUUCAAAAAAUAUUUUUCUUGUAACAUAGUACAAGCUGGAAAACUUUAUGUGGAAUGUGAUUCAUUAUGUCAAAAAAGAAAAGAGGAAUUAGAUAAAAUUAGACAAAACCGAGUUGAAAAAAAACAAAAAGAGGAAGAACAGAAAAAUUUAAAGGAAAUAGAAAUAUUUGAAAAAAAAUUUAAACCCAAACGAAGAGGAAAAGAGCAUCAUCUUAAUAAAAAGCUCUGAAACAAUAAAACUGGUUCUUGUAAGUUGAUGUGGAUGUUUACAGGGCUUGCAAUUGGAAUAUCUGUUGUAGUAAUGUUAAUAUUCCAAAACAAUUUGUAAGAAUUUUUUUUCAUAGAUGCAAUAUUAAAAACUGCUGCCAAUUCUUCGGCACGUAGCUUCCUCCAACUGAAGUUAUAGUUUUAAUACAUAAAAUGUUGUUCAAAUAUACAGUAUUGUCUUGUCUUGAAACUGUGGGAA
This is a messenger RNA of Nasonia vitripennis (jewel wasp), 2654 nucleotides long. RefSeq names its product NF-X1-type zinc finger protein NFXL1. Lineage: Eukaryota; Metazoa; Arthropoda; Insecta; Hymenoptera; Pteromalidae. Gene Ontology annotation, molecular function: RNA polymerase II transcription regulatory region sequence-specific DNA binding; zinc ion binding; DNA-binding transcription factor activity, RNA polymerase II-specific. Gene Ontology annotation, biological process: regulation of DNA-templated transcription. The record is from RefSeq and is a predicted model, not a curated record. Gene Ontology annotation, cellular component: nucleus.